Vidua chalybeata is the source of this 4861-nucleotide messenger RNA. It is a transcript of the gene SLC39A10, whose product is annotated as solute carrier family 39 member 10. The record is from RefSeq and is a predicted model, not a curated record. Gene Ontology annotation, cellular component: membrane. Gene Ontology annotation, molecular function: zinc ion transmembrane transporter activity. The coding region runs from base 98 to 2689 and encodes 863 amino acids. NCBI's taxonomy places the organism in Eukaryota, Metazoa, Chordata, Aves, Passeriformes, Viduidae. The transcript has 11 exons. Gene Ontology annotation, biological process: positive regulation of B cell receptor signaling pathway; intracellular zinc ion homeostasis; zinc ion import across plasma membrane.
CGCGCCCGGGCUCCCCCCGAGGCGGCGGAGCACGAGGCGCCGCCGCGGCCCUGGCGCAUCCCCCCACCCCCUUUCUUCCUCUGCUCGUGAGGCGACCAUGCGGCAGGAAACAGAGAUGAAGGUACACAUGCACACAAAAUUUUGCAUCAUUUGUUUGCUGACAUUUAUUUUUCAUCAGUGCAAUCAUUGCCAUGGAGAUGGACACAACAAUGGUCCCAAAAAGGAUCGUGUACACGACCAUAAUGACUAUCAGAUCUCAAAUGAAUCAUACUUCCAGAAUGGAGGAACAGAAUCUAUGCCCAGUAAAUUUUCAACGUUGGAAGCAGAAAAUGAACAAAAAUACUACAUUGAAAAGAUUUUUGAUCGUUAUGGUGAAAAUGGAAGAUUAUCGUUUUUUGGCCUAGAAAAACUGUUAAUAAGCCUUGGUUUGGGAGAGGUAAAAGUAGUGAUGAUAAAUCAUGAUGAUAUUGGCCAUGAUCAUGUUUCUCACCUGUAUGCUUUGGAAGUACAGGAAGGAAAGCAUUUUCAUCCUCAUAACCAUGCUCACAGCCACUCAGAUUCAGAAAACCAGACCACCGUUGGUGCAUCUGCAAAGAGAAAUCAUAAAUGUGACACUGAGAGAGACACAGCGGUGCCCUCAGUGAAGGAGGACGGCAAACACGUUCAUAACCAAAGCCGCCGUCACCACCACCACCACUCGCGCCCACACCGGCACGAGCACAACAGCACGCGCCACUCGCGCAACGAGUCCGUCAGUCACAGCGACCACGCGGAGCAGAGCCACGAGCCUUCCACAGAGACAAACACCACUCAGGAUCAGCCGGAACGGAAACAGCGCAAACAGAAGAAGAAGCAGAAGAAGAUCAGCGAGACGUCGGGAGACGCUACCUGGGAUUAUGCCCCAGAGCACGAUCCUGGCGAUCAGUACGAGCACAACCGUGUUCACAAACACGACCAUGUCCACGAUGCCUCUCACUUGCACGUGCACCACCACGACCACAGCGGUGACCGCUCUGCCAGCCACGGCCACCAGGACGGCAGUUUGGGCAGUGCCACCGGGCACCGCCACACCAGCAAGCGAGAGGCCUCGCGCAAGCAGAUCAGUGUGAGGAAACACGCUCUUCCUGCAGCACGUGGCCACAAGGAUCAUAGUGAAGAUGAGCACAAGCAUGAAGAGUGCUUAAAUGCUACACAGCUGCUACGGUACUAUGGUCUGGAAGCCAGCUCCCUAAUAUCUCCUGAGCUCUUUGUGUACAUGUGUCCUGCUUUGCUCUAUCAGAUUGAGAGAAGGCUUUGUAUUGUACAUUAUGAUGAGCUGGAAGAUUUUACAAGAAAUAAAAAUGCAACAAUUGAGAAUAAAGAUAAAACAGGUGCAUCAGCCUGGUUUUGUGGUAUCAUCUCUAUCACCGUCAUUAGCCUGCUUUCCUUGCUAGGUGUGAUCUUGGUUCCCAUCAUUAACCAAUGGUGCUUCAAAUUUCUUCUAACUUUCUUGGUAGCUCUGGCUGUAGGAACAAUGAGUGGAGAUGCACUGCUCCAUCUCUUACCACAUUCCCAUGGAGGCCACAACCACAGCCACCACCACGGCCAAGGCCACGUGCACGAGCACAGGCACUCGCACCGGCACGGCCACGCGCACGCAGUGCACGCUGAGGGCUUUCUGGAGGAAAAUGAUCCCGUGCUCAAAGGGCUCUUGGCACUUGGAGGCAUUUAUGUUCUCUUCAUCAUUGAGCAUUGUAUAAGAAUGUACAAACAUUACAAUAAACAAAAGAGUAAGCAGAAAUGGUGCAAAAAAACCCAGACUGAAGAAUCACCAAUUGGAAGGAAACUUUCUGAUCACAAAUUAAAUAACAGACCAGAUGCUGACUGGCUUCAGCUGAAACCCCUUGCAGGAGCAGAUGACUCAGUUUUGUCUGAAGAUCGACUGAAUGAAACUGAACUCACUGACUUGGAUGGGCAGCUGGAGCCCCCUGCCAAAAACUACCUGUCUGUAGAAGAGGACAACAACCUGCGCCACUCUCACAACGACGUCUCCCACACCGCCCAAGAGCACGAGCUGCACGAUUCCGAGUAUGACAGCCAUGGCGAAGAUAAAAUGAUAGCUAGAAAACACAGUCACCACUGGCAUCACAAACAUUCCCAUCAUUCCCAUGGCCACUGUCAUUCUGGAAAAGACCUGAAAGAUACUGGGAUAGCUAAUAUUGCUUGGAUGGUAAUUAUGGGAGAUGGCAUUCACAACUUUAGUGAUGGCUUAGCAAUCGGAGCAGCUUUUAGUGCUGGACUGACAGGGGGAAUUAGUACAUCUAUAGCAGUAUUUUGUCACGAGCUUCCCCAUGAAUUAGGUGACUUUGCGGUGCUGCUGAAGGCAGGGAUGACAGUGAAGCAGGCCAUCGUGUACAACCUGCUGUCUGCCAUGAUGGCCUACAUCGGGAUGCUGAUCGGCACGGCCGUGGGGCAGUACGCCAACAACAUCACGCUCUGGAUCUUCGCCGUCACCGCCGGCAUGUUCCUCUACGUGGCCCUGGUCGACAUGCUUCCAGAAAUGCUUCAUGGAGAUGGAGAUAAUGAAGAGCAUGGUUACUGUCCUGUGGGGCAGUUUAUUCUUCAGAAUCUAGGCCUGCUUCUUGGAUUUGCCAUCAUGCUGGUGAUUGCCCUCUAUGAAGACAAAAUAGUGCUUGACAUCCAGUUUUGACCUGAUGCUGAUGCUAAACAUGUAUUGUGUGCCACUUGCAGCAUAAACUACUGAAGAAUUGUGGCUGUGAAUUUGUGCAAACUCUUUUAACAAGAGAAUCCAUGUGGGAAUUUCUCCGUUUUCUAAAAUUAUUAUUUUGGACUGUUUUCUCCUCUUCAUGUUAAACCAAGGUGCAAGAUGCUAGUUCCUGAAGCUAGACACAAGGGUUAAAUUAUGCUCUGUAUAUGUUGUACUGGUAGGGUAUUUACAAUACUGUAACAGCGCAUCAAAUCUGUUCCUACAAUGCCUUGAUAUCAGACAUUGUGACACCAGCCAUUUCUGGCAGUAAAGAAUAUGUAAGAAGAUUUCUACUUCCAGUAUAAAGGAGUUCAUUUCUAUGAUAUUUUUUUACAAUUUUGGUAUUUAAAUUAGAUUAUUAAAAAGCAGAUGUGGUAGAACCAUGGUAUGUGUCAUUUAGAAGAAUAGACUGAAAAUUUGGGCCUUAACUUGCUGGGACCAGCUGUCCUAGAUCAGAUUGUGCUGACAGGCAUUUAUUGCCAACAUGAGUUAGUUCUUCUUGUACCCAUCUCCUUAAAAAAAAAAAUAAAUUGUGAGUUUGUGGGGAGUGCAAGCUGAUUCUGUAGUACCAGUCCUAAGCAUGGUAGUAGCUCUUUUUUAAAACACCCAGUUUGUCUCUCUACUGUGUAUGCCAGGUAAAAGCUGUACUUUGACUGUGUGCUGUAAGUUUUAAAGUUCCGGUCUGCUUGGUGCCAGUGUAGCUGCUAAAAACACUAAUCCUAACGCCUUUAAUGAGAGCCAGUGGGUAUUUGCAUUCCAUUUCAAGUUCCCGUGUUUCCUGUGGCCCUUUACUUUGGAAGCUUCAUUGGUCAGUUUAGCUUUUACUGAGAGCAGCUCAUGUGUUUUAAAGGUAUCAGUUGGUUGCCAGUAUUUCUUCCUAAUGCAGUAUCAGGAAACAGUAUUAAGGGUUCAUUUCAAAGAAGGGUGCAGUUUCUUCAGUGAAGAAGCCAAAAGCCCAGAGUUCAGGCAUGCAGCCAUUUGAUGUUCUGAACUCAGGUUUUCUUUUUUCCUCUUUAAACAUGUUUAGUGUAGAAUCCUAAUUAGCAAACACACUUGUUGUUAGCUUCAGAUUGCUGAAUUUCGGCAGUGUAAAACUCCUGGAUGACAUUUUUGCAUAGUGCCCAUGUUAGGUCAAUGAGACAAAACUUCCUGGAUACCUUCUAAAGAUCUGAGUUUAAACAAUCUCUGUUUCUUUUGUAUUAAACUGACUGACUUAAGUUUUGGUUUGUUUUGGUUUUUUUUUUUCUAUUAAUUCUGAAAUAUAAGGGGGUCAUUAUGCAGCUGAUGUUUUGUCAAAUGCUUUUUUUAAGAUUUAUUUCUCUUAAUUCUUUUCAAAUGAAGAUUUCUGUAUUUCCAGUAGUAUAUUUACUGUUGUAUUAGUUGGAAUGUGGUUAUAGCUCAAUACACUGCCUCUGUAGGAAAAUAGUUAACUUCCUUCCAAGACCAUCUUCAGACAAGGGAAAAUUGUGGUCGUUGAAGGUAGGUACUGUAUUUUUCAUGGAACAUAGAUUUACUUUUAUUUUCUAGUAUUUAUUGCAAGAGUAACAGAGCAGUGUAACAGCUGUGACCUCUCUAUGUUUCCACCAGUAUUGAAUUCCAGAUGAUUCUAAUGUACACUUUUGAGUCAUGUUACAGACAAUCUGAAUUCCACUACAUUUCUACUUGGCUUCAACAUUCCAUUUGGCUUGAAUCCAGAGUCUCAUUUAACUUGUAUUUGUUGGAGAGCAUAAAUGUUACUUGUAUAUUUUACAAUGCUGUCACUGUGUGACAUCCCAUGUGAAUUCUGAUGUAAAUCACAUUGCACUCAAUCCGCUGUGAUUAUGCUUAGAAAAUGUUGUAGUUGCUAGAUGCAGUGUGAUUAUUUUUUUAUUAUUUUUUUCUUUCCUCUCCCCAUUAACAACUGAGUCUAUGGUUUAAAAUGUGAUAAUGGUCCAAUAAGAUAACUUGCUGAGCUAUUGGGUUUUUUUGUUAUAACUAAAUCAUUUUUUAAAAAUUUUAUAAAGCUGGAAAUUAUCAAAUGCUGUUUUGUUCAUUGUCAACAGUGUUGUGUUCAUUUUAUGUAUGUUCCUUAUACAUAAGGAGCCUUCAGAAAAUAAAAAAAAUAUUCAAGGAGCA